Messenger RNA from Cololabis saira (Pacific saury), 3759 nucleotides. RefSeq names its product cadherin-related family member 1. Gene Ontology annotation, biological process: homophilic cell-cell adhesion. Lineage: Eukaryota; Metazoa; Chordata; Actinopteri; Beloniformes; Belonidae. Gene Ontology annotation, cellular component: plasma membrane; catenin complex. Bases 113 to 2698 code for a protein of 861 amino acids. The transcript has 17 exons. The record is from RefSeq and is a predicted model, not a curated record. Gene Ontology annotation, molecular function: calcium ion binding; cadherin binding.
CCUCCUGAGCCUGCUGAGACGUCUCCAGAAGGGCACAACACUCGCCGCUUUGCUCGCGUUCCCUCCACCAAGCCUUCCACAUGAGCCAGCCAAGCCUUACUUUUGCACCAGGAUGAAGGAAGACAAGAAAACGCACGCUUUAGUGUUCCUGCUGCUGCUGCUUCACUACAGCUUGGGGCAAUCAGACUAUGCUCCAUACUUUUAUGACAAUGUUGCAGGCAGCACAAGUGGGAACAUGGCCUUCCUCAGCAUCUCUGAGGACACACCUGUCGGAACGCAGGUAUACAUCCUGAAUGGGACGGAUCCAGAGGGGGAUCCGGUACGAUACGGUCUCACAUUUGAGAAGGGCUCCACAGAAUACCUUCAGGUAGACCCGAAAUCGGGAAACGUGACCCUGGUUCAGGAGCUCGACAGAGAGACCCAAGAUGAAAUCUCGGUGGUUGUGAGCAUAACAGACGGCCGCAAUCGAGUUGUUGAGAGAGUUCGAGUGUUUGUCACAGACGCUAAUGAUGAACCACCUGCAUUUCAAAACCUGCCUUUCAUCAUUAAUGUUCCAGAGGACACUGCUCCAGGAAGUAGCGUCUACAGAGUUCAUGCAGUGGAUAAAGAUCUGGGCUCAGGAGGCAGUGUCUCAUACCACCUGCAGAGUUCCCCCUUUGCCAAGUUCACCAUUGAUGGACACAGCGGGAUUCUCAGAGUCAAACCUGGCGAGACUCUGGACUAUGAAACCACACCGACACAUUUUGUGACAGUAAUUGCCAAGGAUGGAGGUGGAAAGUACAAGGACAAGAAGCAGGUGCUGACCUCCACAGCCACUAUAACAGUCAACGUCCUCGACGCUCAAGACAUGCCUCCAUCCUUCAUAGGAACCCCAUACUUUGGCUACAUCUAUGAAGUCUCAGUCCCUGGCUCUGAAAUAUACACAGUGUAUGCCAAAGAUGGAGAUCAAGGCAAUCCCAACUCUAUACAUUAUUCCAUUAUUGAUGGUAGUGACGGUGUUUUUGACAUUAAUGGCACCAGCGGUUGCAUCACCCUGGCAACUCAUCCAUCAUUUCUGAAAAAUGAACUUUAUGAGAUUAAAGUCAGGGCAUCUGAGGUCGGGUCGAACAACCAUCAGGUGGACUACGACAUUACCACGGUGACAGUCCGGGUGGUGGAUCUCAACAACCAUCCUCCCACCUUUUAUGGAGAAAACGGUCCUCAGAGCAAGUUUGAGGUCACAAUGUUCGAGCAUCCUCCCGCGGGGGAGAUCCUGCGAGGAUUCAAGAUCACAGUCAAUGACUCUGAUCAGGGAGCAAAUGCCAAGUUUAAACUGAGGCUGGUGGGGCCGAGUCGAGUGCUUCGUGUGGUUCCCCAGACGGUCCUGAAUGAAGCCCAGGUGACCAUCAUCGUGGAGGACACAUCCGGCAUCGACUAUGAAAAGGGAUCAACCCUCACUUUUAAGUUGCUUGCAGUGGAAAUCGACACUCCUGAGCGGUUCAGCGCAACGGCGGACAUAGUCAUCAACCUGCUGGACACAAACGACAACGUCCCCACAUUCACAUCUGAGUAUUACAUCGCCAGGGUGCCCGAGAACUCACCUGGGGGCUCCAGGGUCGUGUCUGUAACGGCAAAUGAUCCAGACUCAGGAGCUUGGGGUGAAGUCAAAUACACGAUUUAUGGAUCAGGAUCAGAUUUGUUUACUAUCAACCCGUCAUCAGGUCUCAUCUCCACACAGCCCUGGACCAGCCUAGACGCAGAGGUCAGGUCCAAAUACAACUUUUACGUCAAGGCUGAGGAUUCGGAGGGCAAGUACGGCCUGGCUGAAGUCUUUGUCACCGUUCUUGAUAUGAACGACCACCCUCCAGAAUUUGACGAGACACUAGUGGAGAAGACCAUGAUCAUUGGCAUGCCUGUCAAAGUUGAGGCAAUGGACGACGACGCAGAGUCUCCCAACAACGUCAUUGAGUACUCCAUCAUGACAGCCGACCCUGACAACGCAUUUGACAUCAACGCAGACACUGGGGAGAUCAAACUGAAGCCCUUCAUCAAGUCGAUGGAGAUUGUACAGAACAUCACCAAGCAGAAGGACUGCAGGUGGUCUCUGGUGGUGCAGGCCAGGGACCGAGGUUCUCCGUCCUUCAGUACAACGGCCGUGGUCAAUAUCGAUAUCACGGAAGCGACUCCUCUCAAGGGGCCUAUGGCGGCCUUUUUAAUGAAAAGUAGGGACAAUCCUAUGAAAGCUUUAGGCAUGGUCACUUUUAUCAUUACUGUAUUGGUAGGACUGACAGUCUUGAUCUCUACGGCUAUGUACUUGCGCAACACAAAGUCCAACCGGAUCAUGCCAGCGCGCCGCAUCAUUAAAAGGAAACCCAGGGACCAGCAGCCCUGGAACUUGCCAAUUAUCAAGUUCAGCAACAACGCAGAUAAGUUCCUCGUCACUGAUCCAGAGAGCAGCCCCCAGCAGGAGCCUGGCAGCCCCCGACCCAAGCCUCCACCACCUAUUGCUCCUUGUCUGCCGCCUCCACCUCCAUCUAUCACACGGCUCAGUGAGAGGCCUCGGGCAGUUCCGACAAUAUCUGGUGUGCUGGCCUCAAAAGGAUCAAGGAAAGCAAAGUCUGGCCGCCGCAAAGAGGGAAACUUGAGCUCUGCUUUGGUGUCAGAGCUGAAAAUGAAGCUGGAGCAAAAAAUCAAUGAGAGCAACCAAGGUUAUUAUUAACUUAAGCUACACAAGUCUGUGGUUCAAAGUCACUAGGUGGACCAACCUAGAGAUUAUUCAUGAGUAAAAGGUAAUAACAGGACAGUUUACAGAUUUCUAUGUCUUAAGGCAAGACUUUAAAGAGGUGGGGUGUGCUGCGUCUUCAGCUGACCGAGUUUUGACCGAGGUCAAAGCUUGAGUUGGUGGGACAGUCACAGAUAAUUCACCACACUGCCAUAUUACGGAUUACGUCAUUUUAACAGUAUGAAGCAGCAAUGUAAAUUGUCCUGAGAGAGGAUUACAAAGACUUACUGUGUAUACAUGAGUUGCAUAACAUCCUGAAAAGUGUAAUGCUCACAGCUCUACAAUGGUUUCAACACAAAAUAGGAUUUUUUUCUUAAUAAAUCUUGAAAAGAAAGAAGUGUAAUCUUGCUCAGGAACAUGCAGCUGAAGGAAAUGGUCAUGGGAAAAUAUUGCUUAUAAUGAAGUGCUAAAGGAAUUAUGUGUUCAUAUUUUUACUGUGUUACAUCAGCCGCUUCAAAGCUGAGAAAUUGCUCCUUUGUAUGAUUACAAUGUGCCACUGUAGAAAAACAAGCCUGCUUUAUUUAGUAAGGUAACUAUAGAAAAAUGCUUUUAUAUUAAACUACAUAUGUCCAUUUUAAGUGUACAGCAUUGUAUUAUUUUAAGUAUAUAUAUGUAAAUAUACUGUAUAUGACAGGAUUUCCAGUUGUAUGUUGUAGUAAAUAUGAUAUUAUAAGCAAAUCCACCCCCAACAAGAUGUUGAUGAUGUUUUAACAAUUCAAGCUUGCAAAGUAACGUGUUAAUAACUCGCUCGGACAAUUUUCUUCAUAAAUAUUUAAAUGUAGUUUUCGUCAAUCGUUUGAGGUCCACACACUAUUACUGUCCAUGUCCAUUUAAUGCCUUCAACUGCAGGCAAAGAAGAUGUCAUCGCUGUAAUAAAUAAUGCGUAUCUGACUAUAUCUCAUUUUAUUUCUGUUGAAAUAAAUUGAGAUCAACUAUAUACCAUAAAUAUGAAAUACAAAUGCCUGGUUUUUGAAGUAACAUAUUUGUACCGUCUUUGU